Messenger RNA from Populus euphratica (Euphrates poplar), 991 nucleotides. RefSeq names its product 40S ribosomal protein S15a-5. The transcript has 2 exons. Gene Ontology annotation, cellular component: ribosome. Bases 292 to 681 code for a protein of 129 amino acids. The record is from RefSeq and is a predicted model, not a curated record. Gene Ontology annotation, molecular function: structural constituent of ribosome. NCBI's taxonomy places the organism in Eukaryota, Viridiplantae, Streptophyta, Magnoliopsida, Malpighiales, Salicaceae. Gene Ontology annotation, biological process: translation.
UUUCUCCUCGAUCACUUGCCAGCAGACAACACACGAAAACAGAAGGGUUUUAGUCCAAUCCCCAUUGUCUUUUUUAUCUCCGGAUUUUCUCUCAAAAAAAGUUAGUUUCCCUUCCUAUCUCAAUAAUCACCCAUCCUGCAAAUAUUUAGUAUUUUUAUCUCAAUAAACAUUUAUCUCAUUUUUACCUCUCUCUACGCCCCUGCGAUCUGUAUCACCAGUAACCGUUAGGGAGAGAGCCUCUUCAGUUCCUUUGCAUUUAAUUUGUCCAGCUUGCUGUGAAGAGAGAGUAAGAUGGGGAGGAGGAUAUUGAACGAUGCCUUGAGGGCAAUAGUGAACGCAGAGAGGAGAAGUAAAUCUACCGUGGAGUUACAGCCCAUUUCUACUGUCAUGUCUUCUUUUCUUAAGAUCAUGAAAGACAGGGGAUAUAUAAAAAACUUUCAUGUUUACGAUCCACACAGAGUGGGAAGGAUAACUGUUGAAUUACAAGGCAGGGUUACUGAUUGUCGAGCUCUCACUUACAGGCAAGACAUUAAGGCAAAGGAUAUAGAAGCUUACAGGUUGCGGAACCUUCCUACACGCCAGUGGGGUUAUGUUGUGAUCACAACUCCGGAUGGUAUAUUGGACCAUGAAGAGGCUAUCAGUCGGAAUGUGGGAGGUCAGGUUCUUGGUUAUUUUCACUAGAUGUGUCUUCUGUGUCAUCUUUUCAGAUUGUGAGAACUUGGAAGCACAGAAGGACCAUGAUGGUUCUUGUUUUCUUUUCUUUUUAUGAAGGGUAAAUUAACUUUCAAUUGAAGCCCGUCUCUCCUCUCUCUUUUAAGUGAAAUGAGUUGACUUUAGCUGUAUCAAUUAUCAAAAGUAACAGUCAAGGGCUCAUUUAUCAUGUGGUCAAGUUCAGACUUUGCAACGCCUAGAUGAUAUCAUGGAUGUGGCAAAACAUGUUGCUUGAGAGAUUCAGUAAGAUCGAUCCAUGAAACACUAAGGAAAUUAGCUU